AUGAAGCGCUUCAAAAGAGACAAGUACCUGACCAAAUCGUUAUUAGCCGGAGCCGGUGACAGCAGCCCCAACAACCAAGAUGGCCUGUCCAAGAACCAAGUUCGCCGCGCCCAGGUCCGCCGCGCCCAGAUACAACAUCGCCAGCGCAAAGCAAACUACGUCAAGCAGCUGGAGAUGGACAUUUCCCAGCUCCGAGAGCUCAUCACACAGGCCCAGCACGAUACCUCGGCCUUUCGCCGCGAAAACGACGACAUAACCGCCUUUCUCGGACAAAACGGCAUCCUGAGCCCCCCCGGCCUCUCAAUGGGCACAGCGUCACCGAGCGCGGCUACUGUCCUAUCUGACGCGCAGCGGACCGACACCUCGCAACAAAACACCCCCGGAUAUCCCGUCACGGACAGCAUCGACUUGCUCCCGCUCUACGGCUUGGACCAAGAACUUAUCGUCACGCUCAGCUCCAACAAGCUGAUGGGAACACCGGCUUUUAGCGUCAACCCGAGCUCCCCCAACAGCAGCUUCUACACGGGGCCCGUGUCGGCAGACUGGUCGCAAGGCCAGAUCCAACUCACACCCGUCCAAGAACUCACCGUCAUCAACUUUAUUCUCGCCCUGGAACACGUCUGCUGGGACCACUUUUGGGUCGGCGACUGCCACAACCACAGCGUCCAGACCGAGGAGGUCAAGGGCCAUACCCUCAUGGCCUCGUCCUACCUCAUGGCCAACGCCCCCGAGUCCGUCUACGCCGAGCGCGAGGGCUUCCGCAGCCGCUUCCGCAGCGGGCCGACCCUCCAGUGGCCCGCCUCCACCGUCACCCUCGACUCCCUCUACGGCCUCGCCCAGUCCCUCAACCCGGGCAGCGAGGAGAUUGCCCCCGUCCAGGCCUGGUUCGAGCUCGCCACCCGCUACCCCAUCGACACCCUGCUGCUGCGGCCCGCCACCCUCGAGACCCUCAAGCGCGAGUUCAAGGGCGUCGUCCGCUGCGUCGCCUUUGGCGCCGCCAUGGAGCGCGAGUCAUUCGAGAGCAUCAUCCUCCGCGUCCUGGGGCCAGAUGUUAAUGCCCUGGCGUUGCUGUAG
Molecule: messenger RNA, 1074 nt
Organism: Cordyceps militaris CM01
Lineage: Eukaryota; Fungi; Ascomycota; Sordariomycetes; Hypocreales; Cordycipitaceae
Exons: 2
Coding region: 1-1074 (357 amino acids)
Cellular component (GO): RNA polymerase II transcription regulator complex
Molecular function (GO): DNA-binding transcription activator activity, RNA polymerase II-specific; transcription cis-regulatory region binding
Source: RefSeq, a predicted model, not a curated record